GUUUCCUCUUAGCCACAUUUAAAUUUUUUUAUAGUAGAUUAUAAGUAAACAACAAUAACAUGAAUAAUAACAGCAUUCACUCAGCAUAUGCAUUUUAACAGAACCCCGCCCUUGUUCUCUCCCCUCCACUAGCUAGAUAAACAGUCGAGUAAACACUAAACAGAAGUUGUUUUCUGACUGACCCUGGUGUGGGUAACCCCAGACUAGACUAGAUACUCGUGGCACGGUACACUUAUAAAACUAUGGCCACUAGAUCUAGUCAAAAUUGUUUAGGUAUUGAUAAUCUUGUCGAUGUUCUUGACUUGUUAAAGAGAUGUGGCUUCCCAGAAACAAAAUGGCACGAGCUUGGACUGAGACUAGGACUAAGGAAGAAUACACUGGAUGCUAUUGAAAUGAAGUAUCAUGGUGAUCUGUAUCGUUGUAUGACAGAGUGUCUCUCCCAAUGGUUAGGUAGAGCUGAUAAUGUUGACAGUAGAGGAGGAGCCAACUUGGACUCACUGUCAGAUGUUCUACGAUUUAUGAAUGAAAGUGCUGUAGCUGAGAAAUUAAGUGAGUCAACCAUAGCUUCUCUUUGUGAUUCUGUUAGUAUUGCUUGGUUACUUUAUGCUGAACGUAAGUAUUUUCCUACUCCUGAAUUUGAUGUGGUUCCUGAGACUAUUAAGGAUUAUGAUGUAGUUACGCAAGAUAAUGCAAGUACUGAUGAAACCAAGAUACCAACUAAUACACAAUCUGCAUAUGAUAUGUCUCCUAAUUCAGAAGUUUCUAGUAAUUCUUCUUCUCAACCUUUAUCACCUCAAGCUGAAGUACAUAUACCUGUUCCAAAAGAUCUGCUUGCUAACUUUAGUUCCAUAAGGAUGUCUUACGUGAGAAUGUUUUACAAUGUUUGCAAGAUUUUGGAACAGAAAUUGGAAGUUGCAGACAUCAAGAAGUUCCUGUUUUAUUACAGUAGCUCCCUCAGCAAGAAAGUCAACAAAUGUUCAGAUAUUUCUAGUAUUCUUCGUCAUGUUAAAAAGGAGUGUUCAUUGACUGAUAUUGAACUACUUCAUAGCAUAGUAGAAGAAAUGGAUAUCACUGAAGCAGAGGAAUACAUUGAGACAUAUAGAAAAAAGUUGAGUGAAGCUUGCAAGUCUCUUUCCAUCAGUCUUUGCUUGAAUGAACGAUUUGAUUCUAUUCCUCAUCUUCAAUGUCAGACAGUUACCUUUAUCUUUGACUGGAAACCUAAGGAGCAUAUGUUGGAAGACAUCAAGGAAAUUCUUGCCAAAGUGUCCAGUAAACUACUGAAGAUUCAGUUUAUAGAGCCUAGCAAUUCAAUAUGUGAACUAAAAGAAAAGGAUCAAGACUUACUACGACAUACUGAGGUUAUUUCUUAUAUUAUACUUGAAGAAACUGAAUAUAUACUGAGAGAUGCUAUCAGUAGCAAAGAGAAGGAAACAAAUGAUUUAAAACAAGAGCUAUCAGGGGUAUUAUCUGAGGAAGAAUCAUUGUCUGUUCAAAGUGAUACUGAAUCAAUUAAAGAAGUUAAAAAAGAGCCACUUGAUAAAGAGUUGACUGUAUUGAGCUCUCAGUUUAAUGAGAUUAAAGAAGAGAACAAAGAAUUGUCAGACAAACUAUCAGGAAUGAAAGUUGAUUAUUUGAGAUCACUUUCUAGUAAUACUGAUUCAGCUGCUAGCAAAGUGAGAAGAGGAAUGGCUCUUGAAAUUGAUGACUGCAAAUGCUGUCUCGAAGCAAUGACAAGACCAGACUAUCAGCCAUUAGUAGAUAAUAAAAGAAUAAUAGAGAAAUUACAAGAAGAAAUAACAGUAGCAAAUAUGGAACUAAUUGCUGCAAGGAAGCUCAAUAAGAAGAUUAUAAAAGAUAUUGAAGAUUUUGAAGAUGAUGAGCCUGAAGUUGAAGGUGAUGAUUCUGAAGUUGAAGAUGACGAUUCUGAAGUUGAAGAGAUUGAGUAUGAUAGUCUAAGUGAUGAAGAGGAUCAACUGUCUUCAUUCUUAUUAUAUUGUAAUCAUCCUGUUACUGGUGAAUUAACUAGUAAAUUAUUUCAAGUACAUAAAGAUGAAUUACUACCCACAGUACUGGAUACAGCUUAUGAGUUAAUGGAAUUAGCUCCUCAUAUUCCAAUUGAGAGAUGCCGUUUAGUUAAAUAUGAUAUUAUUAAUGAUAUAAUGGAACAGUCCUUUGAUCUUGAUAAGUUUCAGGAUCAAACUAUUGGACAGCUUAUGGGUGUGGCUGGAUAUUGUGGAUUAUUCUUAGAAACUUGUAGAGAUAUUGAGACUUUUAAGAAAUACAGUACUGGAGAUAUUUAUCUAAAGAUAUCAGUGGUUGAUCUGUUCACUGGUAAAGUAGGACCAGCUAAACCAAUAAAAAGUGAAGAAGGUUGGACUGUUGGAGAAUUGAAACAAUAUAUAGGAGAAUUAUUUAAUCUCAAUUCAUCAUGUAUGAGGGUACUGUUGUAUAAUGAAGCUCACUCAGUCAUACAUUUAAAAGAUGUUGAAAGGUCUUUAAAAAAUGUGCUUUUUAAAGGAGAUUUAUUCAGUUCACACAAACUACACGGAGAGCAACUUGUAGUACCAACAAUAUAUGUAUCAUCGGAUCCUAUAGAUUUUUUAGAGGAUUACAAAGAUAGUUUGAUGCACAGAUAUGUUGAUUUUCACUUCAACUCAAUACUAUUGGACAUUACACUACCUCCUCCUCAACCUGAAGCUACUCACACUACAACCAACCUACCUGAUGGAAGAUUAAUAAUGAAAACUGUAUCAAUAAAUGAAGAAGAUAAAAGAAAGAUACAAGUACAAGUUGAUAAGAGAAUAACAUUAGCUGAAUUGAAGGAGGAGCUAGUUCCACUGAUUGGUGUACCACCUGCUGGUUUUAGAGUGUAUGGAAUCAGAUAUAAUAAUGAAGAAUAUGAAAUGGAGGGACUGGAUGAGACAUUAAUGAAUAUCAUAUCUGGAUCAAAAGUAUUGAUUCACUUCUCCUUUCUAUUAUACAUUGUAUGAACUAAAAAUACUUUGUUUAUCUUCUAG
Molecule: messenger RNA, 3017 nt
Organism: Amphimedon queenslandica
Lineage: Eukaryota; Metazoa; Porifera; Demospongiae; Haplosclerida; Niphatidae
Exons: 21
Coding region: 243-2990 (915 amino acids)
Biological process (GO): signal transduction
Molecular function (GO): protein binding
Source: RefSeq, a predicted model, not a curated record